Meyerozyma guilliermondii ATCC 6260 is the source of this 4140-nucleotide messenger RNA. Its product is annotated as DNA-directed RNA polymerase III core subunit. The record is from RefSeq and is a predicted model, not a curated record. The transcript has a single exon. Gene Ontology annotation, molecular function: DNA-directed RNA polymerase activity; DNA binding. Bases 1 to 4140 code for a protein of 1379 amino acids. NCBI's taxonomy places the organism in Eukaryota, Fungi, Ascomycota, Pichiomycetes, Serinales, Debaryomycetaceae. Gene Ontology annotation, biological process: DNA-templated transcription.
AUGGAAACUUGGCCUCGUGUCACGGUCAUUUUGGGCCACAUUCGCUUGGCGCUUCCUGUGUUUCAUGUGGGGUAUUUUCGGGCAGUAAUUCUGGUUCUUCAGUGCAUUUGCAAGCUGUGUUCCGCCGUGCUAUUAGACGAAGAAACCAAAAGAAAGUUCCUCAAUGAUCUUCGGAGACCAGGAAUCGACAACUUGCGCCGGAUGAAAACCCUCAAAAAAGUGGUGGAUCAAUGUAAGAAGCAACGACGCUGUUUGCGAUGCUACCAUAUAAACGGAGUGGUCAAAAAAGCCGCUAGUGGAUCCGGUCCAGCGGCUUUGAAAAUCGUCCACGACACGUUCCGGUGGGUUGGAAAGAAGUCUGCUCCCGAAAAGGAUGCCUGGGACCAGGAAUUUGAUGAAGUUUUUGCCCGUAAUCCUGAGGUUGAAAAAUUCGCUAAAAGGGUCCACGACGACCUCAAUCCUCUCAAAGUGCUCAAUUUGUUCAAGCAGAUUACCCCUCAAGAUUGUGAACUUUUUGGAAUUGACGCUUCUCGUGGAGGAAGACCGGAAAUGUACAUCUGGCGGUACUUGCCAGCUCCUCCUGUUUGCAUUCGUCCCUCGGUGAUGAUGGAUGCCCAGCUGAACGAAGACGAUAUUACCGUGAAACUCACAGAAAUUGUGUGGACGAGCUCUCUUAUCAAGGCGGGCAUAGAGAAGGGUAUUUCUAUCAAUAAUCUCAUGGAACAGUGGGAUUAUCUUCAGCUCUCGGUGGCCAUGUACAUCAAUUCCGAUGCCGCAAAUCCAGCAUUACUUCCUAGUAUGAGUGGAGGUGCCAAGUCCGCAAAGCCCAUUCGUGGUUUCUGCCAGCGUCUCAAGGGAAAACAAGGUCGGUUCCGUGGUAACUUGUCAGGUAAAAGAGUCGAUUUUUCAGCCAGAACCGUCAUCUCGCCCGAUCCAAAUCUUCGUAUUGACGAGGUAGCAGUUCCAGAUCGGGUUGCAAAAGUGUUGACCUACCCGGAAAAGUGUACUCGCUACAACAGAAAGAAGUUGCAACAGCUCAUCCUCAACGGACCAGAUGUCCACCCUGGUGCCAACUAUGUGAUGAAGCAAAACGAAGCUGCCAAGCGUAAUUUGCGUUUUGGUGACAAGGUCAAGUUGGCUAAGAAUUUGCAUGUGGGCGAUGUUGUGGAGCGUCAUAUCGAGGACGGUGACGUUGUUUUGUUCAACAGACAACCCUCUUUGCAUAGAUUAUCCAUCUUAUCGCAUUAUGCCAAGAUUCGGCCAUGGAGAACUUUCAGACUCAAUGAAUGUGUUUGUACCCCAUAUAACGCCGAUUUCGAUGGUGACGAGAUGAACUUGCAUGUUCCGCAAACAGAGGAAGCGAGAGCUGAAGCCAUUAACUUGAUGGGAGUGAAAAAUAAUCUCUUGACUCCGAAAUCUGGAGAACCUAUUAUCGCUGCCACGCAAGAUUUCAUAACUGGAUCUUAUCUCAUUUCACACAAAGAUUCAUUCUACGAUCGUGCAACGUUUAUACAGCUUCUCAGCAUGAUGUCUGAUGCCGAUCUCCAAUUCGAUCUCCCCCCACCAACGAUUUUCAAGCCGGUAAUGCUUUGGACAGGAAAACAGGUUUUCUCGCUUUUGAUGAAACCCAAUAAAAACUCCAACGUUAUCGUUAAUUUGGAUGCUAAAAACAAAGCUUUCACUCCUCCCGCUCCUGGAUACCCCAAUGAAAUGUCCCCUAAUGAUGGCUAUGUCAUUAUUCGUGGCUCGCAAGUUCUCAGUGGUGUCAUGGACAAGCUGACACUAGGCGAUGGUAAAAAGCACUCUGUAUUUUACACGAUUUUGCGAGAUUUCGGACCCGAUGCUGCUGCUGAAGCAAUGAACAGAAUGGCUAAACUCUGUGCUCGAUACCUUGGAAACCGUGGUUUUUCCAUUGGUAUUAAUGAUGUUACUCCGGGAACGGAUUUGAAGCGUAAGAAAGAACUCAUGGUUGAGCAGGCGUAUCUCAAGUGUGACGAGCUCAUCGACUUGUACAACAGAGGAAAGCUUGAGACUCAACCGGGUUGUAACGAAGAGCAAACUUUGGAAGCCAAGAUUGGAGGAUUGUUGUCCAAAGUUCGUGAACAAGUUGGUGAAGUUUGCAUCAAUGAACUUGACUCCGCCAAUGCUCCGUUGAUUAUGGCUACCUGUGGAUCCAAGGGUUCGACAUUAAACGUCUCGCAAAUGGUGGCUGUUGUAGGACAGCAGAUUAUUUCAGGUAAUCGUGUUCCCGAUGGAUUCCAAGACAGAUCGUUACCACACUUUACCAAAAAUUCCAAAACUCCGCAAUCCAAAGGUUUCGUCAGAAACUCGUUCUUUUCUGGUCUUUCUCCUCCUGAGUUCCUAUUCCACGCCAUUUCAGGAAGAGAAGGGUUGGUGGAUACCGCAGUUAAAACCGCCGAGACCGGUUAUAUGUCGCGGAGAUUGAUGAAGUCCUUAGAGGAUCUUUCCGCCCAGUACGACAAUACAGUGAGAAACUCCUCAAAUGGUAUUGUUCAAUUCACCUAUGGAGGUGACGGUUUGGAUCCUUUCGACAUGGAGGGAGACGCUCGUCCUGUGAAUUUUGCAAGACAGUGGUCGCAUGCCUACAAUGUGACUUACGAUGUCAAUGACUUGGGUUUGUUACCCUACAAGAUAUUGCAAGCUACCGAUGAUGUUCUUGCUCCUUUGGAGGCCAAGUUGAUUCGAUAUGAUAAUCUCGGUCAGCCGGUUACAGAGGGUGAAGCUGAUAGUGAAGAGUUCAUUGAUCAGAAUGAUGCUGAACGAGCAUUUUACAAAUCUAUACGAGAGUUUGUUCUGGAGAAAGCUUCACAACUUGCUGAAAUAAGACAAAGCAAGAACCUUAAAUCGGGAUGGAGCCGCCCUGCCUCCAAAGAUGAUCCUGUCCAGCUCAAUGCCGUGAACCAGUUGUCCAAGAUUUCCUUGAAAGCGAUCAACAAGUUCCUCGACCAGUGUAUAUACAAGUACUCCAGAGCCAAAGUUGAACCCGGAACUGCUGUCGGGGCUAUUGGAGCUCAGUCUAUUGGUGAGCCCGGUACUCAGAUGACGUUAAAGACUUUCCAUUUUGCCGGUGUUGCUUCUAUGAAUGUCACACUUGGUGUGCCCAGAAUCAAGGAAAUUAUCAACGCUUCGAAGGUGAUUUCAACUCCUAUUAUCAAUGGAGUUUUGGUCAACGACGAUGAUGAAAUUGCUGCCAGAGUGGUGAAGGGAAGAAUAGAAAAGACUUUGUUAGAAGAUGUGGCAUUUUUCAUCGAAGAUGUCUACAAGGACAACUUGGCGUAUCUCUCGGUCAAGAUUGAUCUCGAUACUAUCGAGAAGCUUCAGUUGGAAUUGACCAUAGAGUCUAUUGCUCAUGCCAUAGUUACGGCUCCCAAGCUCAAGAUUGUGGCUAGUGAUGUUUCGAUUGCAGGCAGAGAUAGAAUCAACGUUUUGGUGACGUUGAGAGAAACCAAAGCAGAUUUGUUGAAGAACAUGGCCGAUGAUUAUAGAGCAUCUGACUCCACGAAUUCACUCUUUUUCCGCAUGCAGCAGCUCAAACGAGCCUUACCAUCUGUGUGCAUUAAAGGCUUGCCAGAGAUAUCCAGAGCAGUUAUCAACAUCAAAGACAACGGCAAGAAGGAAUUGUUGGUUGAAGGAUACGGAUUGAAGCAGGUGAUGAGCACCGAUGGUAUUAUAGGCACCAAAACCACCACCAACCAUGUUCUUGAAGUUUUCGAGGUUUUGGGAAUCGAGGCAGCUCGGGCUUCUAUCAUUGGAGAAAUUGACUAUACCAUGAGUAAGCACGGUAUGAGCGUCGAUCCCAGACACAUCCAGCUUCUUGGAGACGUCAUGUCGUACAAGGGAGAAGUGUUGGGUAUCACCAGAUUUGGAUUGAGUAAAAUGAGAGACUCUGUAUUGCAAUUGGCUUCGUUUGAAAAAACCACCGAUCACUUAUUUGAUGCUGCUUUCUACAUGAAGAAAGACCAGAUCGAAGGUGUUUCCGAGUGUAUCAUUUUGGGACAAACCAUGAGCAUUGGUACUGGUGCUUUCCAACUUGUAAAAUCUUCACCAUACGAACCAAAAGUACUCGAGCAGAAACCCACCUUGUUCGAGUCCGUAUGCCUGCCCAUUGCAGCAUGUUAG